This is a messenger RNA of Xiphias gladius (swordfish), 1890 nucleotides long. RefSeq names its product EBNA1 binding protein 2 (gene ebna1bp2). The record is from RefSeq and is a predicted model, not a curated record. Lineage: Eukaryota; Metazoa; Chordata; Actinopteri; Istiophoriformes; Xiphiidae. Gene Ontology annotation, biological process: rRNA processing; ribosomal large subunit biogenesis. Gene Ontology annotation, cellular component: nucleolus; preribosome, large subunit precursor; nuclear periphery. The transcript is spliced from 9 exons. Bases 156 to 1109 code for a protein of 317 amino acids.
CACAAUCUUUCCGCCGGCGGCCUGUGCUGGUAGGACAUGCGGCCGCGUCACUUCCUCCCCACGUGAAUCGCUCCAGACAUGUGAGGAGCGGUACCGUCCGCAGGGGUUUUUUUUUCUUCACGUUUUAAGUCCACUAGCUCACAUAUUCCCACUUUAUGGUCAUCGUUAACAGGACAAUGGAGUCAGUAGAGGAGGAGGCGCUGCUCGGCCAGGAGUCAGAGGAGGAAAACAGUGAAUUAUCGGACGAUGAGCUUCAAGAAGCCUUCACAAAAGGGUUGCUGAAACCCGGGAUGAACGUUCUGGUGGAUAAACCCAAGAAGUUUGUCAACAAUGUGGAGGGUUUGAAACAGUGCCUCGCUGACUUCCGCAAAGACCUUCCCUGGUCGGAGAGGAUGGAUCUGACCAACUUGCCGGCUGAAGACGUUCUUUCCAAGGCUGAAGGGAAAGUUCCUAUUCUGAACAAUGGAGAACUCAAUGCGGACGAUGAUUUCCAGAGGGAGAUGUUCUUCUACCGUCAAGCUCAGGCUACAGUCCUUGAGGCACUGCCCCUCUUAAACAAGCACGGCAUAGCCACCAAGAGGCCUGACGAUUACUUUGCAGAGAUGGCCAAGUCCGAUCAGCAAAUGCAGAAGAUCAGGAAAAAGCUCAUCUCAAAGCAGAUGAUACUGGAGAAGUCGGAGAAGGCCAAGAAACUGCGCGAGCAAAGGAAGUUUGGCAAAAAGGUCCAAAUAGAAGUGAUCCAGAAGAGACAGAAAGACAAGAAGGCUAUGAUGUCUGCUGUGAAGAAAUACCAGAAAGGAAUGACCGACAAACUGGAUUUCCUGGAAGGAGACCGGACGACUGGUAAAGACUCUUCUCAGGGCUCAAAGAAAGCCUUGAACAAGAAAGGCCCCAACGCCAAGAGAAAAUUCAAGGACCAGAGGUUUGGCUUUGGGGGCAAGAAGAGUGGUAAGAAGUGGAACACCAAAGAGAGCCACAACGAUGUUUCCAGUUUCCGCGCCAAGGUGGCUCAUGCAAAGGGCGGCAAGGGAGGGAAGAAGGGCAAAGGAGGAAAACAAAAUAAACGCCCGGGCAAGUCUGUACGCAAGAAGAUGAAGGCUCGCUCGUAAAAACUGACAGGCUGCUCAACAGACUGGACUGAGACUUGCUUCUAGGCAGGAUUUCCCCACACCUGCUCCCGGAUCUCUCCUCAGUACGCCUCAGGAGACAUGUAGGGGAGAUCUCCUUCACUUUUUUACUUCAUUUGUACAAUCUGCCGUCGGUAAAAUGUGUUUGGAUUGAUAUGGAAACCCCCGUCAAUCCACAGACGGAGAGAGAUCUCCUGCCAUAUUGCUAAGGAAGCUCUUCAGAGGAUUAUCACUGGUGACGAAAAGACUAAGAGUGGACUGCAUAAAGCUACGCAAAAUACAGUAGUAUAGAUAUUUUCCCACAUGCGAUUUCCAUAAGGCUUGUAAAGAAAAAGAAUUUGCAGGUGAAGAAAUUUUCAGAGACAAGUUUUUAUUGUUUGUGGCCCUUGUCUCGAUAUGCCUGUCAGAUUACACCCCAGAAUUUCGACCAACCUCCUGCCAUCCUACUUACAUUUUGUGUGCUCUGCAGAGUUCGGGGAAUUCUGUUUUUAUUUUUUUUCUCUAACUCAGCUCCUUGAUUCUCCCUCGUGUGAUCUGACAUUUUAUAAUAUUGAGCAGCCGCCAGCAUUGCCCUUUCCCCGUUCAUUAAUAUGAUUAGUAUGUGAUGAGCGAGUGUGCUUUGUAUGGACCCGUGUGAAUGUUUUCCCGUGCAAGUGUUUUUUCUUAGUUUGCAAAGAUGGAAAUGUAAAAGGGCAACUUCUGGUGCUGACACCUGAAUGUUUGUACGAUAAACAAAUAAAUCUGGACAUGGGUGUUCACUUUA